This is a messenger RNA of Aspergillus japonicus CBS 114.51, 1527 nucleotides long. Its product is annotated as MFS general substrate transporter. The transcript is spliced from 3 exons. Bases 1 to 1527 code for a protein of 508 amino acids. Gene Ontology annotation, cellular component: plasma membrane. NCBI's taxonomy places the organism in Eukaryota, Fungi, Ascomycota, Eurotiomycetes, Eurotiales, Aspergillaceae. Gene Ontology annotation, biological process: allantoate transport; tripeptide transport; transmembrane transport. The record is from RefSeq and is a predicted model, not a curated record. Gene Ontology annotation, molecular function: allantoate transmembrane transporter activity; dipeptide transmembrane transporter activity.
AUGGCAGAGCCUUCUGAUACAGCUGGUCCUUCUGAGAGCCACGAUGCCGAGGAUACAACUGCCCUUGCAUCGCGCGUGUUGCGCAAGGUGGAUCGGCGACUGAUACCGCUACUGUUUGUCACCUAUUUGCUCAAUUAUAUGGACAAAGCCAUCCUCUCCAGCGCCUCGGUGUUUGGAUUGACGGAAGAUACGCAUUUGGUCGGACAACAAUACAGCUGGGUCUCGAGUAUCUUCUAUUUCGGGUAUUUCUUUUGGGAAUGGCCCACGAACAUGCUGAUUCCCCGAGUGCGGGUGGCCAAAUACCUGGGAUUCAACACACUCUUUUGGGGAGCGGUGGUUGCGCUGACUGCCGCCUGUGUGAAUUACAGCGGUCUUUUGGUUGUCCGGUUCCUGCUCGGGGUCGCAGAAGCCACUAUCACACCCGCGUUCAUGUUCAUCACCUCGACCUGGUACACCCGGGACGAGAUCCCCUUCCGAACGGGGAUCUGGUUCUCGGGAAACUCGGUCGGAGGUCUGAUAGCUAGCCUGCUUGCUUACGGCAUCGGACACAUUGAGCAUCCACUCCGACCGUGGAUGUGGAUGUUCAUCAUCCUGGGUGUUGCAACCUUUCUCUGGGGAUUCGUCCUGCUGGCUUUCUUGCCGGAUAGCAUCUCCAGCGCCCGAUUUCUGACUCCUGAGGAACGAGAGUUCAUGAGCAAUCGUGCCGUCAUUGCUGGUACAGGUCGCACAGAGCACACUACCUGGAAAUGGGAGCAAGUAGUUGAGUGUGUCCGGGACCCGAAGACCUGGCAUCUGUUUGCGAUCGCUCUCUUGACCCAGAUUCCUAAUGGAGGUACUCAGAAUUUCGGAAACCUGGUGAUCAAAUCAUUUGGUUUCACGUCUUUGCAAUCCACGCUGAUCAAUAUCCCGGCCAGUGUGAUCAGCGCGGGAACGAUCGCUGUGACCGGAUGGCUGGCAAGUCGUUCCAACAAGCUUAACUGUAUUCUGAUCGUAUGCGUGAUCAUCUUUCCUAUUAUUGGAAGCGCGAUCAUCUACGCUCGCGCACACCAUGUUCCUUUGGGAGCGCAAUUAUUCGGGUACUUUCUUCUCUCAACGGGUCCUGGGGCACUGCCACUGGUGAUGUCCCUGUUGCAGAGCAAUAAUCGGGGCGUCACCAAGAAGAUGACGGUGACAGCUAUGAUGUUUGUCGCAUACUGUGCCGGUAAUAUUGCCGGACCGCAGCUGUUCAGGGCCAGUGAGGCACCAACGUACCCAACAUCCUUCCGCGCGAUUCUGAUCUGUUAUAUCAUUGCUGUGGGGCUAGCCAUCUCGUUGCGCUUCUAUCUGCAGUGGCUGAAUGCGAGACGAGACCGGGACGAGGGAGUCCAAGGCAGUGCAAGUUUAGCUGGUGCAGUGAGGGGGAAGGUAGUCGGCGAGCAGCGCGAUGGGACGGACGUUUCGGUGCUCGUACAAUCUGUGGAACUGAACCCAGCGGACUAUGAGGACGUGACGGACUGGAAUACGGUCGGGUUUCGCUAUCGUCUAUGA